AUGUCUGGCUCCUAUGACGAGGCCUCGCUCGCUCCGGAGGAGACCACCGACAGCUUCUGGGAGGUGGGGAACUACAAGCGGACCGUGAAGCGCAUCGAUGACGGGCACCGGCUGUGCAACGACCUGAUGAACUGCGUGCAGGAGCGCGCCAAGAUCGAGAAGGCGUAUGCGCAGCAGCUCAACGACUGGGCCAAGCGCUGGCGCCAGCUCAUCGAGAAAGGCCCACAGUAUGGCAGCCUGGAGCGGGCCUGGGGUGCCAUGAUGACGGAGGCAGACAAGGUGAGCGAACUGCACCAGGAGAUGAAGAACAGCCUGCUGAACGAGGACCUGGAGAAGGUCAAGAACUGGCAGAAGGAUGCCUAUCACAAGCAGAUCAUGGGCGGCUUCAAGGAGACCAAGGAGGCGGAAGACGGCUUCCGCAAGGCCCAGAAGCCCUGGGCGAAGAAGAUGAAGGAGCUAGAGGCAGCCAGGAAGGCCUACCAUCUGGCCUGCAAAGAGGAGAAGCUGGCCAUGACCCGGGAGAUGAAUAGCAAGACGGAGCAGUCGGUGACACCCGAGCAGCAGAAGAAGCUGCAGGACAAAGUGGACAAGUGCAAGCAGGAUGUGCAGAAGACGCAGGAGAAAUAUGAGAAGGUGCUGGAUGACGUGGGCAAGACCACACCCCAGUACAUGGAGGGCAUGGAGCAGGUGUUUGAACAGUGCCAGCAAUUUGAGGAAAGGAGGCUGGUCUUCCUCAAGGAGGUGCUGCUAGACAUCAAACGUCACCUCAACCUAGCUGAGAAUAGCAGCUAUGUUCAAGUGUACCGGGAGCUGGAGCAGGCCAUCCGGGGGGCCGACGCCCAGGACGACCUCAGAUGGUUCCGCAGCACCAGCGGCCCUGGCAUGCCCAUGAAUUGGCCCCAGUUUGAGGAGUGGAACCCAGACCUCCCACACACCACCACCAAGAAGGAGAAACAGCCCAAGAAGGCAGAGGGGGUAGUGCUGACCAAUGCUGCUGGGAUGGUGGAGUCCACAUCCCAGGCUGGGGACCGUGGCAGUGUUAGCAGCUACGACAGGGGCCAGACUUACGCCACUGAGUGGUCGGACGACGAGAGCGGGAAUCCAUUUGGGGCAAAUGAGGCCAACGGGGGCUCCAACCCCUUCGAUGAAGACGCCAAGGGAGUGCGUGUACGGGCGCUCUACGACUACGACGGCCAGGAGCAGGACGAGCUCAGCUUCAAGGCUGGAGAUGAGCUCACCAAGCUUGGCGAGGAGGACGAGCAGGGCUGGUGCCGCGGGCGGCUGGACAGCGGGCAGCUGGGCCUCUAUCCCGCCAACUACGUGGAGGCCAUCUAG
Messenger RNA from Mesoplodon densirostris (Blainville's beaked whale), 1335 nucleotides. It is a transcript of the gene PACSIN1, whose product is annotated as protein kinase C and casein kinase substrate in neurons 1. The transcript has 9 exons. The record is from RefSeq and is a predicted model, not a curated record. Lineage: Eukaryota; Metazoa; Chordata; Mammalia; Artiodactyla; Ziphiidae. Gene Ontology annotation, cellular component: plasma membrane; cytoplasm; endosome. Gene Ontology annotation, molecular function: protein binding; phospholipid binding. Bases 1 to 1335 code for a protein of 444 amino acids. Gene Ontology annotation, biological process: neuron development; actin filament organization; positive regulation of dendrite development.